Messenger RNA from Geodia barretti, 2005 nucleotides. Lineage: Eukaryota; Metazoa; Porifera; Demospongiae; Tetractinellida; Geodiidae. The record is from the annotation of a GenBank genome assembly.
UGGCCAACGGCAAGUGCUGAUUCGACCGCCAUAUCACCAUCUUCUCACCCGAAGGAAGGCUCUACAAGUCGAGUAUGCAUUCAAGGCGGUAAAUCAGGGCGCACUACUCACUCGGUGUUCGUGUGCCGACUCAGCAGUGGUCAUCACUCAGAAGAAAGUGCGGACAAGCUGUUGGAUCCCGACAGUGUCAGUCACCUGUUCAAGAUCACUGAUCAUGUCGGCUGUGGGGUGACUGGAAUGAUCGCGGACAGUCGUGCUCAGGUCCAGCGAGCCAGAGCCGAGGCUGCAGAGUUCCAAUACCGCUAUGGCUACGAGAUACCAGUCGACACUCUGUGCAAGAGGAUGGCAGACAUCUCCCAGGUCUACACCCAGAACGCCAACAUGAGACCACUCGGUUGCUGCAUGGUAUUGAUUGCCGUUGACGAGGAGCGAGGGCCUCAGGUGUACAAGACGGACCCGGCCGGCCAUUACUGUGGCUACAGGGCAGUCGGUGUUGGUCCCAAACAGACCGAGGCCAAUAACUACAUGGAGAAGAAGAUACGCAAGAAACCACAGUGGAGCUACGUGGAGACUGUCGAGACUGCCAUCAUGUGUCUGUCCAGUGUCCUGUCUGCAGACUUCAAGUCCAGUGAGAUUGAGAUUGGUGUCGUCACUAAAGACAACACAAAGAUUCAGGUCCGUCUGUCGCUUGUUGAUUUUUUUGGUGUAAAUGAAACAAUUUUUCGUGCAGGAUUCUCUCAGUGGAGGAAAUUGAUGAGAGAUUGGCAGCUAUUGCAGAAAGGGACUAGUGUUAGCCUACACUCUAGACUGACAGUUGUUCAUUGUGUCGUGUAUUAUACCUCCUGUUACCCGAUUGCACAAUAUGUGAUUGCACGUGCACACACACUGCACAAGCAUAAUUUGUGGUGCAGCCAGAUAAUUUGCCCAAAACUCUGCUAAACACAAUGUGAAAUACGAAGCAUGCAGCAGCAGUUUGCAGCUGAGACCAUAAUAACACACAACUCAAUAACAAUUACAAUCCUCACUGAACAGAUACACUGAUUCUAAAUUUAAGACAGUCGUUCAGCAGGUAUUGUAAAUUGUCUCCUGUCUUCUCCAGGACAGCAUACAUGAUUAAGGACUCAUUGAUAUCCUUCUCAACUCUGUCCCCUUUAGUAAACUUCAGUGCUAUACAUCUUUGCAGGUGGUUAUUGUUUCCAGCCUGGUUGAGUAGCUCUAGUGUGACAAAGACCUUCACUGGCCAUGAGAGUUGGUGGUCGUUUUCUCCUUCCACUAAACAAAGAUAUGCCCCGAUAUCAUUAUACUAUCCCCAUAAUAUCUAAUAAGCAGUUUAAAGGCAUAGCCGCCAUUGUGAGAAUAAAACUUGUCACUCAAUGAGUCCACUAACCCCUUCUCUUUAGCGUUCUCUUUGUUAUAGCGAUAAUUCCUGAACUCCAAAACCUUGCAUCCAGAGCAUAAUGUAUGUGUGUCUAUGUGUUGAACACAACUCUCCACCUCUUCCUUUACUACAGCAUUAAGUGCUUUCAAUUCUUCUUGUAUCUUCCUGUCCCUCUCAGCGGAGUCUUGUUGUAGCUGUACUAUCUUCCUGUCCCUCUCCGCGGAGUCCUUCUGCAAUUGUUCCAACAUCUUUCCUCGUUCGGCGGACUCCUGCUGCAGUUGUCUGGUGAGACGGAGGUUGAGAGCAGUCAUGGCUGUCAGGUGUUGCAGCUCACUCUCUCUCAUGUGUGCCGCCAGCUCCCUGCGAGGGACCACGACACUACACCCAAACUCCUUCAUCUCGCAGGCCACGGGCUCCAGUGGACACACACUGCGAUGUUGCGCCACCCCACACCUCUCCACCCUGCCCACCUCACAACCAUUUGGACAAGGCUCAGGGAACUUAGAGCACUCUGGCCAGUGCUUUCCCUCUCCCUCAUCAUACGUACACUUGAGCCCGCAAUACUCGCACUCCCACGGCCGCUUCUCGCACGAGACCGUGUGUCGUUUCAACCCGUUCACCUCCCCC